This is a messenger RNA of Thyridium curvatum, 1938 nucleotides long. RefSeq lists its product as uncharacterized. The coding region runs from base 1 to 1938 and encodes 645 amino acids. The transcript has a single exon. NCBI's taxonomy places the organism in Eukaryota, Fungi, Ascomycota, Sordariomycetes, Thyridiales, Thyridiaceae. Gene Ontology annotation, molecular function: flavin adenine dinucleotide binding; N,N-dimethylaniline monooxygenase activity; NADP binding. The record is from RefSeq and is a predicted model, not a curated record.
AUGGGCUCAGUCCCGGUUUCGUCCCCGGGGACAAGCACGCCGACCCCAGUCACGGAGGAAUUCAUUCGCAAGGCUAUUGACAAGUCCAACCUUAAUGCCCUCCGUCUCGCCCUUCUCCAGGUCACUGGCGACCCGGAGCUGGCCAAGAUGCGGACGCGACGCCAUGCCAUUCGUGGCGGUGCCAUGUACGCGCAAGUUCUCGCGGAGGAAGACGCACCUGCUCUGAAAGAGAAGGCCUUUGCCUUCCUUUCCAAGCGCAAGCCCAGCGAUCCUAUACCCAGCCCGCCUUCGAGGGAAGAGGUGAAGAAGCUGGUUAACGUCUUCGGCGACGAGCCCAUUCCUGAAACAGAGUUGGAAUACGAGUUCGAAGAGCUGGCCUUUGCCGAGUUCCCCCGCAGAGCCGAUUGGUCAGACAAGAAACCCGCACCUGAAAAGAUUGCCAAGUUCAAGGUUAUCGUAGUCGGGGCCGGCAUCAGCGGCAUUGCUGCCGCCAUCCACCUCAGCCGGCUCGGCAUCAACUUUGAAGUGCUCGAAAGGCAGCACGACAUUGGCGGGACCUGGCUCCUCAACUCGUAUCCCGACGCUCGCGUCGACGUGUCAAGCUUCCUCUUCCAGUUCAAGUGUGUGAAGAAUUACCACUGGUCGGAGUACUUCGCCUCGGCCGGCGAGACGCAGAAAUACCUGGACUUCAUUGUUGAGAAGUUCAAGCUCCGGGAGCAUUUCCUCUUCAACCGCGAGCUGACCCGCUGCGUCUGGCACGAGGACCAGGGCGAAUGGGAGCUUAGCAUCAAACGCAGCAAUGGCGGCACCGAAACUAUGCGGUGCAACGCUAUAAUCAGCGGUUCCGGCUUGUUCGCCACCCCCAACCUGCCCGACAUCAAGGGCAUCAAGGACUUCGAAGGACCCGUCUUCCACACGGCCAGGUGGGACCACAAGGUGGACUAUACCGACAAGAGGGUGGCACUGCUCGGCACCGGCUCUACGGGUACCCAGCUUGCCUCAGCGGUUGCUCAGAAGGCCAAGACACUUACCGUGUAUCAGCGCACUCCGAAUUGGAUCAUGAGUAUGGACGGUUACCGAGUGACUAUCGACGACGAGGUGCGCUACGUGUUCGACAACAUGCCGUACUACUGGAACUGGUUCUGCUAUUCGCAACACAGGACGACCCAGCAGCUGCAAUACAUGCAGGACUACGACAGGGAGUGGCAGGCCAAGGGAGGAGUCAUCAACGAACGCAAUGAUCUAGUCCACAAGGCCCUUCUCAAGUACAUUGAACAGAAGUCCGAGGGCAUCCCGGGCUUGAAAGAGAAGCUCACGCCCAAGUACGCACCUCUCGUUCGUCGACUCGUUGUCGACAACGGCUUCUACGACACGCUGAGGCGGGAUAAUGUCGAGCUCGUCACCGAUGAGAUCGACGGCUUCACCCAGAAAGGAAUCAAGACCAAGGACGGCAAGGAGAGGCCCUUCGACCUUGUUGUGCUCGGUACUGGUUUCAAGGUAUCGAAAUAUUUUUGGCCGUGCGAAUACGUUGGGCGCAACGGCGUGACCAUGGAGCAACUGUGGAAGAAGGAUGGUCCUCGGUCCUAUCUCGGCCUCACCAUCCCCGGCUUUCCCAACUUUUUCAUUCUCUACGGACCUAACCACCAGCCACGUGCGGGGGCCUUCUACUCCUGGAGCGAGAUUUGGAUGCGGUACAUUGGUGAGAUGAUCGUGCACCUCCUUGAGAACGACAAGAAGUCGAUCGACUGCAGGAAGGACGUCUUUGACGAGUACAACCUCAGACUUGACGAGGCGAACAAGGGCCUCAUCUGGGAGUCUGAGGGUUCCUCAUAUUAUGUCAAUGAGCAUGGGCGCCAAAGUGUCAACACGCCCUGGUACACGUCCGACUACCACCGGAUGAUAUUCAAGCCUAACUUUGAGGAUUUCGAGAUUCGGUAG